CAACAGAAAAAAAAUUACAAUUGUCAAAACAAAUAAUCAAAAUUUCUUAGCAGUUUUCUUGAUUCCGUCAAUCGACCAAUCGCAUUAGCCUGUGAUAUUCGUAUCUUAAGAACUAGCGAUAUGAUAAAUUUAAUUUAUCUAACUUUUUUAUGAUUAAACUGGUCGCCGUAAGCGCGUGUGCUCAGAAUGCAUGGGGUAUUUUUGUACAUAUUUGAAAUAAGAAAAGAUUUUCUAGUAUGUUUCUCGCUGUCAGUGCUGUAUUUAACCUACUAUCUGGUGGAAGUGGUCAAGAGGCCGGUGCUGCACUGCCGCGAGGGUGACUUCCGCGAGCUACUGGAGGCGCGCGUGCCGCUGCUGCGCGAGGCCUACUGGCCCACGCCGUGGUGCGUGGAGGCGCGCCUGCAGACCGUGCUGGGCUCCGUGCUGCGCUCGUGCCUGCUCGCCCCGGUACACUACCGCCGGCAGGUGCUGCGGCUGGCGGACGGCGGCCAGGUGGCGCUGGACUGGGCGGAGCUGGACGCGCGGCGCGACCGGCCCGUGCUGCUCGUGCUGCCCGGCCUCACGGGCGGCGCGCAGGCGGACUACGCGCGCUGCCUGGUGGCGGCCGCGCGCGAGCUGGGCGCGCACGCCGUGGUGUUCAGCAACCGCGGGCUCGGCGGCCUGCCGCUCACGACGCCGCGGCUGUACAGCGCCGUGUCGCACGCCGACCUGGCCGAGGUGCUGGAGGCCGUGAGCGCGCGCGGGGCGCCGCUGCUGGCGGCCGGCGUGUCGCUGGGCGGCCUCAUCCUGGGCAACUACCUGUGCGCGGCGGGCGCGGGCGCGCGCGUGGCGGGCGCGCUGGCCGUGUCGGCGCCGCUGGACGUGGAGGCGGGCGCGGCGUGCCUGGACGCGCCGCUCAACGCGCCGCUGUCGCGCCACAUGGCGCGCAACCUGCGCGACACCGUGCGCGCGCACGCGUCGCUGCGCCGCGCCUGGCCCGGCGUGGCGCGCGUGCGCAGCGUGCGCCAGUUCGACGCGGCCUUCACGGCGCGCCACUUCGGCUUCGCGUCCGCCGAGGCCUACUACGCCGCCGCCACGCUGCGCGGCCGCCUGGGCGCCGUGCGCGUGCCGCUGCUGUGCCUGCAGGCCGCCGACGACCCGUUCCAGCCCGCCGGCGUGCUGCCCGCGCGCGAGGCGGCGGCCAGCGCGCGCGUGGCGCUGCUCGUGCCGGCGCGCGGCGGCCACAUCGGCUUCCUGGACGGCUGGUGGCCCGCGCCGCCCGCCACGCCGCCGCAGAGCACGUACCUGGCUCGCGUGGCGCGCCAGUACUUCGGCGCGCUGCUCGCGGCGCCGCUGCCGCCCGUCUAGCGCCUCUUUCUUAUUAUCGAAUAUUAUAUCGUUAUUUAUUUGUAAGAUAUCCUACCGACGGAACGGGAAGCGAGGAGCGAGGGGAGGAGGCGAGAAAAACACCGGCGUCUGUGAUGUAGCGUUUAUGUACACCGCGGCGGCACG
Messenger RNA from Pararge aegeria (speckled wood butterfly), 1491 nucleotides. It is a transcript of the gene Hydr1, whose product is annotated as phospholipase ABHD3. The record is from RefSeq and is a predicted model, not a curated record. Gene Ontology annotation, biological process: medium-chain fatty acid biosynthetic process; medium-chain fatty acid catabolic process. Bases 187 to 1347 code for a protein of 386 amino acids. Gene Ontology annotation, molecular function: monoacylglycerol lipase activity; acetylesterase activity. The transcript is spliced from 4 exons. Lineage: Eukaryota; Metazoa; Arthropoda; Insecta; Lepidoptera; Nymphalidae.